AUGUCCAAUUCUAAAAAUAAAGAAUUUCAAGUCUGGUAUGAAGAGCAAGUGAAAAAGCAACACCCAUUUGAUCUCAAGCAAGAACUCAUAGCCUACUGCCAAUCAGAUGUCGCCCUUCUUAAAGCCGGCUGUCUUAAAUUUGUGAAUGAAUUCCAGUCCACGUCUGGGUUUGAUCCGAUGGAAAAAUGUGCCACGAUUGCGUCAGCAUGCAACAGAUAUUGGCGUAAAAAACAUCUUUCCAAGGAUACUGUGGCCGUUGAACCUGUAAGAGGAUGGCGUGGGGCACAAGUCAAUCAAUCAGAAGUUGCACUAGAAUGGUUGAUGUGGCAGGAACAUCAGCUUGAAUCAGACAGCCCACGUAUCCAACAUGUUCGUAAUGGUGGGGAGAAGUUGAUACCCGCAGGGCCCGAGGCAUACCAUGUCGAUGGUUUUGAUAGCCACACAAACACUGUGUAUGAAUUUCAUGGCUGUUUGUUUCACGGGUGCAGACGUUGUCAUAAAGACCGCAAGAAAAUGGCGUUUUCAUCAGGCAGCUACACGAUGGAAGCCUUGUGUCAGCAGACGGAAGACAAAUGUAAGACACUCCGACAGAUGGGGUAUAAAGUGGUUCAAAUCUGGGAAUGUCAAUGGAAGGAGCAGAAAAAGGCCUCAAAGGAAAUUCAAGAUUUUCUCAAGGAAAUCAAUCUUGUACCACAGCUUAAUCCGAGAGAUGCGUUCUUUGGAGGUCGAACUGGGGCGGCGUCGCUUUAUUACAAGGCCAACACAGAUGAAGGCGAGCAAAUCAGAUACGUCGACGUCACCUCAGAAUAUCCCUAUGUAAAAAAAUAUGGCACCUACCCCAUAGGUCACCCCGAAAUAUUUUUGGAACCAGACGACCAAGAUCCAGCCUCCUACUUCGGUAUAUUGACAGUGGACAUUUUACCGCCUUAUAAUUUAUACAAUCCCUUAUUGCCUCUUCGACAUGGAAAAAAACUGACGUUUCCAUUAUGUCGAAAAUGCGUGGAAAAUGAAAGUGCCAAACCGAUGUUGGGAAGAAAUUAUUAUUGUAGUCAUGGUGUGGAGGAUCGCAUGCUCACCGGUACUUGGUGUACACCCGAAAUCAUGAAAGCUGUCGAAAAAGGGUAUCAGGUUCUUCGCAUACACGAAGCAUGGCAUUUCCCACCAGACCAAAGAAAACAAGGUCUGUUUGCCCCGUACGUAGACACCUGGUUGAAGAUAAAACAAGAAAGUAGUGGUUACCCCAGCUGGGCACAAACGGACGCGCAAAAAGAAGAUUAUGUUAAAAAUUACAAGGCAAGAGAAGGGAUAGACUUAGACCCCCAGCACAUCAAGAAAAAUCCAGGAAGAAAGGCCACUGCCAAACUGAUGCUGAACUCCUUUUGGGGAAAGUUUGGCGAACAAAUGAACAAGAUGAAAACGAAGCAAAUCACAGAACCACACGAGCUGAUUGAUCAUUUAAAUAACACAACGAUUGAAAUAUCAGACGUACGCAUUUUGAGUGCUGAUGUGAUUGAAUUGGCGUAUAAGAAGAUAGAAGAGGAUGCAGUAAAGGGGUCCAAGACCAACAUAUUCAUAGCAGCAUUUACCACCUGUCAGGCCCGUCUUAAGCUUUAUGAAUCUUUGGAGGCGUUGGGCGAUCGAGUCUUGUAUUAUGAUACAGACUCGGUCAUUUACACGUGGAAGCCAGGUCAAACAGAAAUUCCCUUAGGUGAUUACCUUGGCGAUAUGACCAAUGGAUUGGAUGAAGGGGAUUACAUCGUGGAAUUUGUGUCAGGGGGUGCCAAGAACUAUGGGUAUGCGACGAAACAUGGGAAAAUCGUGUGUAAAGUUCGUGGCUUUUCCCUAAACGUGCGUGGUGCCAAACAGCUUAAUUAUCAGGUCAUGAGGCAAAAUAUUUUGGAUGAAAUUUUAGACCCGCAGGACGAAAGAAGAGACACUGACAUUGUGAACCCGAGACAUUUUAAGCGUGAUCCAAUUGCCAAGAAGAUUAAGACAGAAACACAAGUCAAAAAAUAUGGUUUGGUAUUCGACAAGCGGGUACUUCACGUAGGAACAUUUAAAUCGUAUCCCUACGGAUAUGCCCAGUUUACAGGAUUCGAUGCACAAGACAUUUUAAACAUUGAAACACUUAUAUGA
Pocillopora verrucosa is the source of this 2136-nucleotide messenger RNA. The record is from RefSeq and is a predicted model, not a curated record. NCBI's taxonomy places the organism in Eukaryota, Metazoa, Cnidaria, Anthozoa, Scleractinia, Pocilloporidae.